AUGUCGGCACCACAAAAGCUCACGGGCGAGCCGACCGCAGAGGCAGUGCUCGCCGCCCUUGACGCAGCCCCCAGCGGCAAGAUCGCCGACACUCGUCUGAUCGCACCGGAAGUCUCGACAGCGGCAGCAGACCAGCAGGCCGACCCAGUCAAGCAAUCCGAGGCCAACGAGGCCGUGUUCAAGGAGCGUGCACGAUGGCAGCUCGCGCUUUCCGAUGUGCUCAAGUCGCUGCUCAGCAAAGAGAUGGUGGUGAUGGACAAGCUCGAAGAGACCACCUCUGCUCCACUUCCCGAUGGCUUUGUCUUGUUGCAGAAUGGCUCGCCAGAGAUUCGUCUCGUCAAGGCGCUUCCUGACCAGGAGGGCGUCGGCAAGUCGAUGGACGAACUCAAGCAGCUGUUGGGUGCUGACACGCUCAAAAAUGGCCAGAGCAACGCUUUCCGCAACAAGUGGGCCAAGAAGCUUCCCGACGGCACCUUUGGCAGGACCGAGGCAACACUGGGCAAGUCGGACGCUGAGCUGCGCGACGAGAUUCAGGAGCAGAUCGCCGAGGUGCUCAAGACAGGCACUCUCGCCGCAGAAAGCGCUGCGGCUGCCGACAAGAAGCUCGCCGAGCUGCGUAAGCGCAAGCUGGUAGCAACGCGCAAGUUGGUUUAUUUCUCCAUCGCAAAGGGUUCCCAGUUCUCGCUCACCGUACAGAAGCUCGAAACGGACCUCACCUUUGACAUGCUUCAAUCCGGUUCGUGGAAGCAGGCGCCUUUCAAGAAGUAUAACUUCAACGCCGAAGGUGCUGUUCCCACAUCGGGAGCGUUGCAUCCCCUGUUGAAGGUGAGGGAAGAGUUCCGCAACAUCUUCUUCGAGAUGGGUUUCACCGAGAUGGCCACCGACCGAUUCGUCGAGUCAUCCUUCUGGUGUUUCGACUCGCUGUUCGUGCCGCAGCAGCACCCGGCGAGAGACGUGCAGGACACGUUCUUCAUCAAGGACCCGCCGUACGCCAAGCACAUUCCAGAGGACUACCUCAAGCGCGUCACACAAGUUCACCAGGAGGGAGGAUUCGGCUCCGUUGGCUACCGAUACCCCUUUGACCGCCAAGUCACCGAGAAGCUCGUGCUCCGAACCCACACCACCGCUGUCUCGUCUGCGAUGCUCUACAAGCUCGCCAACCAACCGGGCGGCUUCAAGCCCGCAAAGCUCUUCUCCAUCGACCGCGUCUUCCGCAACGAAGCCGUGGAUGCGACCCACUUGGCCGAGUUCCACCAGGUUGAGGGUGUGGUCGCCGACUACAACAUCACCCUCGGAGACUUGAUCGGCUUCAUGGAGGUCUUCUUCAAGAAGAUGGGCGUCACAAACCUGCGCUUCAAGCCGGCUUACAACCCGUACACCGAGCCGUCGCUUGAGAUCUUCUCGUACCACCAGGGCCUCAAGAAGUGGGUCGAGGUCGGAAACUCGGGCAUGUUCCGCCCAGAGAUGUUGAGACCCAUGGGCCUGCCAGAGGGCGUUAAUGUGCUUGGCUGGGGUCUCAGCUUGGAACGCCCGACCAUGAUCCGGUACGCUGUGAAGGACAUCCGCGAGUUGGUCGGUCACAAGGUUCCCAUCUCGUCGGUCGAGAAUGCUCCCGCGACGAGGUUCUAG
Messenger RNA from Sporisorium graminicola, 1629 nucleotides. RefSeq lists its product as uncharacterized. The transcript has a single exon. The coding region runs from base 1 to 1629 and encodes 542 amino acids. Gene Ontology annotation, cellular component: cytoplasm; phenylalanine-tRNA ligase complex; cytosol. NCBI's taxonomy places the organism in Eukaryota, Fungi, Basidiomycota, Ustilaginomycetes, Ustilaginales, Ustilaginaceae. Gene Ontology annotation, molecular function: tRNA binding; phenylalanine-tRNA ligase activity; ATP binding. The record is from RefSeq and is a predicted model, not a curated record. Gene Ontology annotation, biological process: phenylalanyl-tRNA aminoacylation.